AUGUCUUCGGCACUGAAUUUGGAUUUACUAUUGAAGGUGACAUGGAUUAGGAAAAGGGACGGACAUAUACUGAGCAUUGAACGUAUCAAAUACACGACUGACCCCAGAUUUACACCACUUUUCGAUGGCAAUCAUUGGGUUCUUAGGAUCAAAAAUAUUAGCAUAAAUGAUGCGGGUGUCUAUCAGUGCAAACUCACCAGCUCUAAGACCAGAAACUUCAUUGAAAACUCGACAACUAUUUUCCGGGUCAAUGUGUUUGGUAACCGGGAUCAUUCAACCAAAAGCGAGUUGAUAGAUAUCCUGAACCUAUUAGACAUGGAUAGUGAGGAACAGAAUGAGAAGAUUCUUGAGUUCUUAGAGAAGGCCGAAGUGAUCAUCAAAAAGGCUGAGGACUCGACCGGAACACUACAGCCAGAGAUGAUUGUCAAUGAGUUUCUGUCGGAUCCAAUGCCUGUCAAAGACUUCAAUAUAUCUGAGGAUGGAGGGCUGACCAGCUUUGAGGGCAAACUCCAGAAUAUGACAAUCCAUGGCCUCAAACAAUUGAAAAUCACUAAUAUAUCCGUCAAUUUGGGUUUAAUUCAACUGAAAGUCCAAAUGGAUUUGCCUGUCAUUAGUCUUCAGGGAAUCUAUGAUAUCGAUGGAAGGGUAACAUUCUUCCGGAUCUAUGGCGACGGCAACUUCCAUAUGAAUAUCACAGACAUUGAGAUCAACGCCUAUGGAUCCCUUGAACAGACCAGCGAUGGCCGCAUACAAGUCGGUGACAUCGAGCUGGACGUCGAGACCGGCAAUAUUGAGAUGGAAAUGGAGAACCUGAUGGGAGGGGGUGUGAUGGGAGGCAUCAGUAAUUCAGUGGUGAACCAAAUCAGUAGUUUGAUAUUCAAUCAGUUGAAGGACCGAAUGCUGGAGGAGGUAUCCACGGAUGUGAAGCGUAUGAUUAACACACAGCUCAUGCAUAUGCCGAUGGAUUUCCUGAACAAGAAGUCGUCCAAUGUUUUCGAUAGUAUACUGGACUCCGGCAUCCGGGCCAUCAACGAGUCAGGCCUGGAUCCCAUGCCUAUGCCCGCAUUCAAAGACAAAUUCAAUUACAACCUAAUGGUGUUUAAUCUGAACGGAGAGAUUAAAGUAUUUGACGGCUAUUUGUCUGGAUUGACGAGUUUAGUGAGAACUGGAGAUAUUAUCGCCACUUAUAGUAAUAACGAAGUGGUCUUUGAGGCGAGUAUGGGAUUCACGAACUUAACCGGUGGCUACAACUGGACCACUAAUCUCAUGGGUGGCGGUCCCUCCGGUUCCUCAUCGCUAACCAUAUCGGGAAUCUCAUGCUAUUUGCGUCUAAAACAGUCGCUCCGAAAGGGAGCCAAACCUCGGAUCAGCUCGUUUCGGAUCGAGAAGAUUAAACAUCUGUGGAUUGAUGUGAACGGUUUGGGCAGUUGGGACUUCAUCCUCGAGAUUAUAAUGAAUUUGGUGUCAAACGCAUUCAAGCUAUCCCUGGCCAACGCCAUCAGUGGGCCCGUCACUGACGCCAUACAGAAGGAAUUGAAUGCCAUUCCCAUCAGCUUUCUCUAGACAUACACCCAAACACUUCAGUCAGUUUUUAGAGCAUUAAAUCCAAUGCCAAUCCUAUGACAGACUUGUUUUCACUCAAACUUCCUCUUUAUAUACCGUAUAUACAGUUAUGUUAUCUUAUUUUUUGUGUUCAUUUCCUACAGAAAGUCAAUACAAUAUCCUUUAUAUGUAUAAAUCGAUAAUUGAAUGAAUGGCUAAAAGCAUAUCUCAAAUCUCAGAC
Molecule: messenger RNA, 1783 nt
Organism: Oppiella nova
Lineage: Eukaryota; Metazoa; Arthropoda; Arachnida; Sarcoptiformes; Oppiidae
Source: the annotation of a GenBank genome assembly